Molecule: messenger RNA, 1850 nt
Organism: Anneissia japonica
Lineage: Eukaryota; Metazoa; Echinodermata; Crinoidea; Comatulida; Comatulidae
Product: cytochrome c oxidase assembly factor 7-like
Exons: 3
Coding region: 86-769 (227 amino acids)
Cellular component (GO): mitochondrial intermembrane space
Molecular function (GO): protein binding
Source: RefSeq, a predicted model, not a curated record
CUGCCAACCAUACGUAAGGAGGCUGCCAUUUUCCGCAUCCCAUCCCAUGUAGCCGACCGGUGUUGAGAGGUUCCAAAGAAAGAAGAUGAACCAAAUUGACUUUAAGAAUGAGUCUGAAGUCAAAGAAUACAUUCAAAACCUUGGCACCGAAUAUAGUUAUCAAUGUUAUGCAGAAAAGUCUCCAGAAGGUUGCUAUAGGUUGGGUGACUUUUUUGCAGCAGUGAAGGGCGAUUUUACAAAAGCUGCAGAGGCCUACAAGAAAAGCUGUGAAGAUUAUGGGUUUGCAAAGGCCUGCAACAAAGUGGGCGCCCUGUACAUGCACGGGAAAGGAGUGGAUACAAACAUAGAAGAAGCUUUCAAAUUUUUUGAUAAAGGUUGUUCAGGUGGAUGCGCAGAUGCCUGUCACGGUGCCGGCAUUCUUUUGCAUCAAGUCGGCCUGGGAUCCGAUAAAAGGAAAGACGCCCCAAGAGCUGUUAGUUACCUUGAAGGUUCAUGUAAUCAAGGACAUAUAGCCAGUUGUUUUCAUUUAAGCUCAAUCUAUAUAAAAGGAGCCGAAGGAGUGAAAAAAGACUUUUCAAAAUCUUAUGAACUCUCGUUAAAGUGUUGCGAGGCAAAUCAUGUGUACGCAUGUGCUAAUGUAAGCAGAAUGUAUAUGCGUGGGGAUGGUGUUGAGAAAGAUGUUACAGUGGGUAAAAAGUAUCGCGAAAAGGCAGAGGAGCUGCUUAAGAAAACGAGAGAAGAAAUGCAGCAACUCAAAUUUGGAGAGUGAUUGAUAAGAAUAGGUGCUAUUGCUAUAAUAUUAAUGAUUUAUCAAAUUUUUACUGUUUUGAGAUUAUUGUAUAGUACAGGUAUCAAUAAAAUUAUUUAAAAGUGUGAUUUAAUCUUCCAUUGUUUAUGAAUGUGCAAACAAGGUCCAUAAGAACUUUAUUUUACUGUAUUGACAUGCACAGUUGUUUACUGUAUUAAUAUUCAGUAGCAUAAAUGCUUAAAAUAAUCUAAAAAACAAAGAAUUUGUUGAAUCUUCAAAGAGGAAGACCUUUCCAUUUAUUGUACAGUACAGGUACAUUUAAGUACUGUUAAGUUUUAUAUAUUUGUGUUUUUAAGUCAUAAAACUGUAAUUUUAUGUAGGUGUAGCUAAAUUACAUUUCACUGGGGCAGUUCCAAAGGUGUUUUGGUGCCAGUUGAUUGACGACUUUGUUCCUAAAUGAAUGAACAUUUCAAAGUGAAAUGAAAAAGUGAAGUGAAAUUUCCUCAAAGUGAAAUGAAAAAGUGAAGUGAAAUUUCAUUUCAUUUAUGUUGAGUAACACACGGUUUAGGAGGAGACUUUUUGUCACUGGUGACUGCACCUCGUUUGUCAUUUACACUGCAGUGCCCUUGCUGUUCCCCACCUCCCCACUUCAUUUAAAUUUCUUGACUCUUCUUCCAACAAACAUAUUUCACUUUCACAUCUAUUCAUAUCCUACAUUAUUCUUCAAAUAAACUCCAGAGCCUUAUUUGGAAUAAAUGCCCAGGGCAUUUAUUUUUCCUUUAAUAAACACCAGCCACACCCCUACCAAAUUACUGUAAACAAAAUUAAUGGAAGCAACAUCAUUCUCAACACAUUCUAUUAAUUUUCUUCUCUAGUCAGGAUCAGUAGUCUUUAUGAUCUUACAAUAAGACAUUCUGAUGGUAAUUAUGUGUUUUAGUUUAGAGUAUACAUGUUAUGCGCAAAAAAAUAAAAAUGUCCCCUCCAAACCAUUCUUAACAAUAAAAACCAACAUUUUUCUCCAUAAACAUAUAUCCAGCACAGUAUUGUGACAAAUUUUAUUUACAAAUCAUGGCCACUAAAUACUGAAAUCAUUUACUAUAUU